Messenger RNA from Punica granatum (pomegranate), 2712 nucleotides. The record is from RefSeq and is a predicted model, not a curated record. Lineage: Eukaryota; Viridiplantae; Streptophyta; Magnoliopsida; Myrtales; Lythraceae.
GUCUCCCGGUCACAGAGAGACAGUUUUAGAGAGAGAAAGCCAUUUCAGACCGAGUCUGUAGAGAGAGAGAGAUCUUGUGAGUUGUGAAGGGGGUGGACUGCUUUCAGUGUAAACUCCUCUGCUUAGAUCUCGUUCUCCUCCUUCCUCCUCCUUUUCCCCCUUACAAUCUGAGCGUGCAUCUUCAACAGUGAGCUGCUGCUGCAGCAGAACCCUAAAGCUGCUUCCUUGGCUGGAUACUUCUCAAACCCUAGGUGGGUCUCUGUUCCCUGCUCCCACUUGCAUCUUUGGGGUGUCUGUUUCCCCGGCAAGCCGUUAACUUUUGUGGGGGCUGUCGGAUUCCGAGCUCCCAAUUGGUCGUUUCCACGAUCUGGGUUUUCUGCUUGUGGUUCUUGGUCUUUGGUGGGUUCCAUUUCUCUGAAGACCCAGCUGUGGAACAGAGCAUUUCUUCAAGUGUAGAGCUCUGUUGGUUUCCAGGCUAGAGCUGUAUAGUUGGGGGAAGUUACAAAGAAAGGGAAAAAAAAAAUUGUUUCUGGGUUGCCCUUGUAGCUCCGGGAAGCUCCAGGGGAGUUUUUCUUGACCAGGGGAUGAUAGAUUGUCUGUCUCUGACCAGUGACCGGAGCUGUUGAAAUAUAGAUAUUUUAUUGCCAGAAAAUAAAAAUAUCGGGUAUUGGGAAAUUUUGUGUUUUCUAAUGUUUUAGGUGCUUUCACCCCAAGGCAACUUUUGGACCUGGUGAGAUUUGAGCACCAGGGUUUGUGUUUUUGCUCUGCUGGGGAUUGACCACUUGAGCUGCUUAUCAUCUGCUUGAGCUCCUAAGGUAGAGGGAAGUUGGUUUGAAUUAGCAGCAAUAUGAAGUUCUAAUUGGGGUUUGGAGCACAACAGAACAAUUUUUCUCAUAAAGUCAGAUUGUAGGUGUUGAUCGACCGGAGAGGAAUAUAUUUACGCAAUUAGAUUGAGUUGAAGUGCAUCCGUUGGCAAAGUUGGAAUAAAUGUCAUUCCGUAGUAUAGUCCGUGACAUCAGGGAUGGGUUUGGGAGCUUGUCAAGGCGGAGUUUUGAGGUGAGGUUGCCUGGCUCGCACCACCAAGGGAAAUCGCAGGGCUCAGUCCACGAGCUGCACGAUUCGCCUCUGGUGGUUCAGACGAGCAAGUGGGCCAGCCUCCCGCCUGAGCUGCUUCGUGAUGUGAUCAAGCGUUUAGAGGCGAGUGAGAGCACGUGGCCUGCUCGUAAGCACGUAGUUGCCUGUGCUGGAGUGUGCAGGUCGUGGAGGGAAAUGUGCAAGGAGAUCGUUAACUGCCCUGAGGUAUCUGGGAAGAUAACCUUCCCUGUUUCAUUGAAGCAGCCGGGUCCUCGAGAUGGGACUAUUCAGUGUUUUAUCAAACGGGACAAAUCGAAUUUAACUUAUCACCUCUUCCUCUGCCUCAACCCAGCUCUGCUUGUUGAGAAUGGAAAGUUCCUUCUUUCUGCGAAACGCACCCGGAGAACAACGUGCACUGAGUAUGUAAUUUCCAUGCAUGUUGAUAACAUAUCAAGAUCAAGCAGCACUUACAUUGGUAAAUUAAGGUCGAAUUUUCUUGGCACCAAAUUCAUAAUUUACGAUACCCAGCCUCCAUACAACAAUGCGCAGCUUUCUUCUCCACCAGGACGAAGUCGUAGGUUCUACUCUAAGAAAGUCUCCCCGAAAGUCCCCACGGGAAGCUACAACAUUGCUCAGGUGACAUACGAGCUCAACGUGUUGGGCACAAGGGGCCCACGGAGGAUGCAUUGCAUGAUGCACUCCAUCCCAGCCUCUUCCCUCGCGCAGGGCGGGUCUGUCCCCGGUCAGCCUGAGCUCCUUCCCCGCUCAUUGGAGGAUUCCUUCCGCAGCAUGUCAUUUUCUAAGUCGAUUGACACUUCGACAGAGUUCAGCAGUUCCCGAUUCUCCGACAUCUUGGGGCCAUUGGGUGAGGAGGGCGGAGAUGAGGAGAGGAAGGAGGGGCCUCUGGUACUCAAGAACAAGGCACCUAGAUGGCACGAGCAGCUACAGUGCUGGUGCCUCAACUUCCGUGGCAGGGUGACAGUGGCAUCUGUGAAGAACUUCCAGCUGAUUGCUGCGAAUCCACCCAGUAAUAGCACUGGCCCUGCACCGUCAUCUUCUCAGCCUGGGAGCUCUCAGACCGACCAUGAUAAGAUCAUUCUCCAGUUUGGUAAGGUUGGGAAGGACAUGUUCACAAUGGAUUAUCGUUACCCACUCUCUGCAUUUCAGGCUUUCGCCAUCUGCCUGACGAGCUUCGACACCAAAUUGGCUUGUGAAUAGCGAGAAGCUCGGAGAAAGAGGGUAAGCUGUUUAAAGAAAUUGGGAGAGAGAUUUGUGUUUGUGAAAUUUAGAGAAGUGAUAGGUCAUAGGUAAUGGUCUGCAAGGAUGAUGCAACUGAUGUAUGCUGUUCCUGUAAAAGAAGGGAUUAGGAGAACUCUUGAAUUGCGUUAGCCUUCAUUUGUUUCCUAAUGUUUUUCUCCUGUCAAAGUGUGUCUUAGUUGUAAAUGCUGUCAUCGUCUUUCCCUUUUCGCUUACUAUUGUAGUUGCUAUCGUUCAGAAUGUCAUUUAAGAAGUUCAAACAGGAAAUUUCCGCUCGAACGUGACUUCUCCAGUUGAAUGUUGGUUUAGCAAUUUCGGGGAAGAAUUGCUGCUUCUGAACUUAAAGAUAUGAAUGACGGAGCAUUUCGUGUUUUUUCACCG